AAGAUAAAUUGAGAAGAAACUAAUUCAAACUCUCAAAAUCUGCCCUAAAAUGAAAAUCCUAGCCCUUUCUUCCCUCUCUUACGGUCCAGUAACCUUUCCUUCCCACCACUCUAUCUCCCCCAACUACUGCACCACCUUGGCAACUAAUUUCCGCACUCACCGCACUGUCAAAUGCUGCGUUUCGGUACCGUCAUUAGGAAUGAUCUAUGAUCUAAUGAGCAACCCCAGCCACCGGUGCUUAGCAGAACGUUCCGUGGACCACUCGGUCAAGUUCAAGGAAGCAGCGGAAGAUGGGAAUUUGAUACCGUUGUUUAAGCGAAUAUUUUCAGAUCACUUGACUCCAGUGCUGGCAUACCGAUGCUUGGUGAAGGAAGAUGACAGAGAUGCCCCUAGCUUUCUAUUCGAGUCAGUUGAACCUGGCUUGAAUGCUUCCAGUAUUGGGCGAUAUAGUGUGAUUGGAGCUCAGCCAACCAUGGAAGUUGUUGCAAAAGAGAAUAAAGUGACCUUAUUGGACCACCAUACGGGAAAGAGGACAGAGGUGUUUGAAGAGGAUCCGAUGGUUAUUCCUCGCAGAAUUAUGGAGAAAUGGAAACCCCAACUUGUCGAUGAGCUCCCUGAAGCAUUUUGUGGUGGUUGGGUUGGUUAUUUUUCAUAUGAUACAGUGCGUUAUGUAGAAAAGAAAAAGCUACCAUUUUCAGAUGCUCCCAAGGAUGACAGAAACCUUCCUGAUGUUCAUCUAGGCCUUUAUGAUGAUGUGAUUGUGUUUGAUCAUGUGGAGAAGAAAGCAUAUGUGAUACACUGGGUAAGGUUGGAUCUGUUCUCUUCUGUUGAAGAGGCCUACAGUGAUGGGAUGAGUCAAUUAGAAACUCUAGUGUCAAAAGUGCAUGAUAUAGUGCCUCCUAGGCUGCCCUCGGGCUCAAUUAAAUUGUCUACUGGCCUUUUUGGCCCUUCAUUAAGUCAGUCCACCAUGACAAGAGAAGGAUAUCAGGAGGCAGUAAGGCAAGCUAAGGAGCAUAUCCUUGCUGGGGAUAUAUUUCAGAUUGUUCUAAGCCAGCGAUUUGAACGACACACUUUUGCGGAUCCAUUUGAAGUCUACAGAGCAUUAAGAAUCGUCAAUCCGAGUCCAUAUAUGACUUAUUUACAAGCUAGAGGGAGUAUCCUGGUUGCUUCAAGUCCCGAAAUUCUUACUCGAGUUAAGAAGAGGAAGAUCACGAAUCGCCCUUUGGCUGGGACUGUUCGGAGAGGCAAGACGCCAGAAGAAGAUUUUAUGUUGGAAAAUCAGCUUUUGCAUGACGCAAAACAGUGUGCAGAACACAUUAUGCUUGUUGACUUGGGAAGAAAUGAUGUUGGGAAGGUUUCAAAACCUGGUUCUGUAAAUGUUGAGAAACUCAUGAACAUAGAGCGCUAUUCACAUGUCAUGCACAUCAGUUCCACGGUUACUGCUGAGUUACUUGAUCAUUUAACUAGCUGGGAUGUGCUGCGUGCAGCAUUGCCAGUUGGAACAGUUAGUGGUGCUCCAAAGGUGAAAGCAAUGGAAUUGAUAGAUCAACUGGAAGUUACAAGGCGUGGGCCAUAUAGUGGUGGGUUUGGAGGCAUUUCCUUUACCGGAGAUAUGGAUAUUGCCUUAGCUUUGAGGACUAUCGUAUUCCCAACCUCUAUGCGUUAUGAUACAAUGUACUCGUACAAGGAUAAGAACACGCGUCAAGAUUGGGUUGCCCAUCUCCAAGCAGGGGCCGGUAUAGUGGCCGACAGUGAUCCUGCUGAUGAGCAGAAUGAGUGUGAAAACAAGGCUGCUGCUCUUGCUAGAGCCAUUGAUCUUGCCGAGUCAUCAUUUGUUGAAAAGUAAUGUAAUAUUUGAUCCCCUUAGGUAACUUAUUUUGUGCCCUAGCUUCACUGUUCUGUAACUUCAAAUAUUAACUACCAAAAACAGGAAAUUUUGCAUGCAUUAGGAAAAGAAAAAUAGGAAAUUUUGCUCAACCACCUUCAAAUUUGGGAACACAUUUGGAGCCCAUUUAUGCUGUGUUGAUUUUAGUGGUGAACCCAUAUUUUACUUUGUUGCAUCUUUCAAUGAAAUUAUUUGUCUUGCUUCAACUUGGAAUUUUUUGUAUUGGAAUAUAAUUGUUGUAAAAAAGUCUGUAGCUAA
Messenger RNA from Olea europaea var. sylvestris, 2143 nucleotides. RefSeq names its product anthranilate synthase alpha subunit 2, chloroplastic-like. The record is from RefSeq and is a predicted model, not a curated record. Lineage: Eukaryota; Viridiplantae; Streptophyta; Magnoliopsida; Lamiales; Oleaceae. The transcript is spliced from 12 exons. Gene Ontology annotation, molecular function: anthranilate synthase activity. The coding region runs from base 50 to 1846 and encodes 598 amino acids. Gene Ontology annotation, biological process: L-tryptophan biosynthetic process.